Ostrea edulis (European flat oyster) is the source of this 8618-nucleotide messenger RNA. RefSeq names its product telomere-associated protein RIF1-like. The record is from RefSeq and is a predicted model, not a curated record. The coding region runs from base 148 to 8016 and encodes 2622 amino acids. Gene Ontology annotation, cellular component: nucleus. Gene Ontology annotation, biological process: telomere maintenance. Lineage: Eukaryota; Metazoa; Mollusca; Bivalvia; Ostreida; Ostreidae. The transcript is spliced from 35 exons.
AGGUCCCGCGGCAUGACGAUUUCGCGCGAAAUGCUGACUAAGAGAAAAGAAAAGUAAAAAAGUAAGGGAAAUAUAUGAAUUGUCAACAUGUGUUUUGUGCAUUUGGAUUGCCGGGAAAACUGAGCUAGAUUUUGAAAUAGAAGAAUUAUGGAAGACGAUAUCAAUGUAGCAACACUACUCGAGACACUAGAAGUAAAAUCAAAAGAAGGAAAGGAUGGUGUUUAUCUACAACUAGCUAAUCAGUUGAAGGAGUAUAGUGUAAGCUUAGUUAGCCUGGAUGUUGCCAAGAAUUCCAAGAAAUUGUGUGAUUUACUGAAGGAGGAUUUGCAAAACAACCACCUUGAUCCAAAUGGGCUCCAGAUCCUGGGAUUCUGCCUGCACGACAGAGAGGCUGUGGGAAAUCUGUCCGCGGACUUCUGUCAAGGAAUUUUAUCCUUUUUGUGUGAUUGUGUGGAGAAAACAGAGGACAAAAAUGUCUGUGCUAAAUGCUUGUGGUGCCUUCAUCAGCAAAACAUUGCAAAGGACAUCGUUAGUCAACAGGUGGAGUCCAUACUGACAGUAGUGGAACAAGGGAUACAGAGGUGGAAAAUGCAGUCAUCGAUGGUGGAGCACGAAGCCUCACAAGUCAUUUAUCGGUUGUUAAAGGACUACAGAAGGGAAAUGGAGAGUCACGCUCUCAGAUGGGGGAAGCUCCUACUUCCUCUUAUGGCACACAGAGCCAUUAAAAUCCAUGAAAGAGCUUUAGAGGUGGUCAAGGCAGAGUUUUCUGCCGUUCUCAUUCACCAGAGGGAGCUAUCUCAGGCUCUAAUUCCAGAGUUUAAACUGAGAGUUGGUUCUGAUUUGAAAUGGUUUUUCACAUGCCAAGAGGAAAUCCAUGCUUUGGAAUGCUGGGAAAUAUAUGUACAGAUUUGUGGAAAGGAGCUACAUCAUGGAAGUUUCAUAAACAUGCUGUUACCUAUUAUGGAGCUGGCUUUUAAGGGUUCCAAUGAGGUCAAGGUUCGAGCUUUUCAAGCCUGGCAGGUUCUUAUAGACAAUUUUGCCACCAACCACGAUAUUUUGACCUGUCCCAAGAGAAUUAAACUGGUAAUGCAGGUUCUGAAAUCGAACAAUGCGAAGACAGAAGCUGUUGCCAUGGCAAAAUUGGAUGUAUGGUGGCAUUUUAUCUGGUUACUUGGAUCAAAGGCUUCGGCGAGUUUUGAGCAGGUGUGUUUGCCUCUAAUACAAUUUUGUGUGGGAGGAUCUAAAGGUGGUGGAGGCCUAGGAACACCAAGGACACUGACUAAUGGUACAAGUCCAAGGACCCCCAGGAUGAACUUAAGUGGGGGGAAUUCUAUCGGGACAGCAUAUCUGAAAAUUCCCAGUCUGCAGCUAAAAGGAUGCGAGGUGUUGGCCCAUUUCCUGGGAGGCUUGACUGACGAUGUUGAUGUUCCCAAGCACUCCUUCUCUCUGGAUCCUCUGACUUACGAAAUAAUAACUGGGCCAGCGUUUUUCGUCAAGCAGUCUGGUGUAUUUGUUCAGUAUGCUUGUGAGCUCAUAUGUGAUCUCGGAUCCCAGAUUCCAGAGGGCCUGUUGCUGAGAAUCUGGUUUUCGCUCAUUGCCCACAUGAAGAAUGGUCUGGACAGUGGAACAAGAGGAGAGAUGAAAGACACUGUUACAACAUUCCUGACCCAGUUCCAGAUUCUGGUUCUGAGUCAGACUCUGACACCCAAAAUCAUCCUGAAACUGUUCAAUGCCGUGUGUUGCAUACCCAGCAAGGCCCUCAUCUCCACAGCAUACAAUGUCAACUGCGGAGAAAAACUUCAUGGUACUCCAGCACUUUUCCUUCUGCAGCUGUUGUUGACUCCAAACUUACUAAAAGACUGCUCAUCCUUAGAGAGCUAUACUGCUUUAUACAGUAAGCUUGUAAACAUUGGUAUUGGAGGCACGGGAUCCCUAGAAUUUGCUCAGUCAGUGUUACACCUGCUGGACAUUAGUGCCGAGUUUGUGGGCAGUCCCGAGUUGCUAUGGAGACUAUGGAGUACAGUGGUUAAUCCGCUACACCAGCUUGUUCAGAAGACAAAUGAAGUGAACCAGGGUGAUGCAUUGGAGCACAACUUCAGCUGUUUGUAUGCUGUCCUCCUGUUUCCCAUUAAACAUCAACUCCCAGCGAAAAUGCCACAGAUGACAGUGAAAACGUUGCAGAAGACCUGGUCUGAGAUCUACCAAACAUUUGCCAGGUUAUCUGCCCUUGUUACAAAUGCCGAGGCCAAUGUCUGCUGCGAAGAUUUGUGUCAUCAGAUCAAUAAGUGUCUGAAAGACGCACAUUCGAUGAGCCUACAUGAACUAGAUUUUCUGAGCCAGACUUGUCAGACAAUGCUGGGGGCAUUUGACUUCUCUUCUCUCGGUGCAAGCUGUACUUUUAGCAUCAGCAGUAUGCAUGCAAGUCCAGCGAAGUGGGCAAAGAGGAAGCAGAAACCGAUGGAAAAUUUACAUUCCUGUGUUGUGUUAAUUCAGAAACUGUUAGAGACGUUAAAUAUUUGUAUAAAAAGUGCAGAUAAGAAGGGAACCAGUGCCUCUGUGUCCCCACAGGGACCAGCCAAUGGAUUGGUGGACUGUCUUUGUUCGAUCUUUUCACAUAUUUCAUCAUCCAAUGUGUUAGGUGCUGUGAUUGGUCACUUAUCUCAGCCAAUAGGAGACUUGUAUCAAGAAUCCAUCAGAAAGACAUGUGCCAAACUGUUUAGCAAUACCUUUAUGCAAAAGUUGGAGAAGUUGUGGCACGAUAUCUGUACCUCGCUGCAGACCCGUCACUCAGGAAUGUACGACUCAGAAUUUCUGUCCAAGUUAUCUCCCCUACUAGAGGCCACCUUCGUACAUCCUCGCCGUGCCAUCAAGAACCAGACCAGCUUACUAUGGAGCGGUACAUUUACCAGUGCUUCCCACCUUGUGUAUCCAGUCACUUUGAGGCCUAUUCUAGCCAAGGUAAAGGAGAAAUCUACAAUCAUCUUACCUGGUUGGGUGUCUAUACCAGUGACCGUGGUGGAAGAAACACCAGCCAGCCAGAUGAGUCAGGCAGAUUCUCAGGCUCCCGAGCCACAUCUUCCUGGAAUGCCAUCGCCAAGAAAAAUCCAUGGCAGUUUACUGAACAAGACAGUGUCUCCAAACCCCAAAAAAUCUCCAGCCCGUCCAGCAGAAAAGGUGACCAGGUCACCAGUAGCGGUCAGGAAAAAUCUGUCUGUUAAUGAACUGCAGAAAGAGGAUUUUGUUGUGAUCAAGUCACCGCUUAGAAAGAAAAGAAUUCUCACUGAGCAUCAGAAGGAGGUUUUAAAAGAAAAGAGAGUUAUCCCAACCAUGUACAACACGCUUGAUAACUCCCAAGAUGCAUCACUGAUGUUUGGAGCCGACUCGCAGUUUGGGUCAGACACCCAGUCUGAGCCACUGACACCCACAGUGGAUUCAGUCAUUGUCAUUGACUCCAGUUUCUCACAGCAUUUGUCACAGAAAAAAGACAAAUCUAUAAAGAGAGCUGCCAGAAAAUCCUCCUCAGAGGCCAGUGAUAAGGAAGAUUCCCAGAAUUCACAGAAAGAGGGCGCUGGUAGCAGAAGGAGGCGUUCCGUCCGGUUCAAAGACACAGUGGAGGAGGCGUUUAAGGUGCCGGUGGAGAAACAUGCAGAAAAGGGGCCGGAAGAGAACGGUGCAGAAAAGACACCCAGUCAAGAGGAGUUUGAAGCUGCCUGGGACCAAACCCUGUCCAAAAUGGUGGACGAAGUUGAGAAAAACAGUAUAGAUCACUUCAGUGUAAUAAAAUGCACUAUGAGCAGCUCUCAGCAGCAAGGAAAGUCUUCUGGUGAAAAUACCACCACCGGUUCUGAAGAUGCACCACCAUUAAGUAAUACCCAGACAAAGUUAGCAGACAAUGUGCUGAUCAAUGAAACAAGUAAUAAGGCAAAUAGCGUUGGUAGUGAUGAGAAGGAAACUGGAUCCUCCAAGUCCUCUUUGUUUUCUUCUGGUGACGGAUACGUGGCCCCCCAGAAUGUAAUGGAGGCUGUGGAGAUAGAAUGUUUGACUUACAAAUCAACCUCGUCUAGUGGGGAGGACAAAGCAGAAGGAAAAGCAGAGACCAAAGAAAAAGAAGAAAAGAGGACAUCGCAAUCCUUGCAGACUUGGACCAGUCAACUUAACCAGACAUCACCAAGGAAGGUUAACUCUUCAGUGAAAAAACUCAGCCAGGAAAGUAGUGAGAGUUCUCCGGCUAGGGCAUCUAGGCGUUUUGCAUCUCCAGCUAAAAGGGGACGUGGCAAAAACUUGGAAAAUUACAGCAAGGGCUUUCACAAAAUUGACGAGUGGUUGAUCAAAUCUCCAGAAAAAAGUUCUCAAGAAAGUGAGAUAUCAUCACAAGGGUCUGACAAGUUAUCUGGGACCUCAUCCAGUGAAAGUCAGGCUGUAGAAGUUACAGUGGUGGAAGAGACACAGUCUCCAAAGAGCAUGAGAAUGCGAGUGUCACCCAACUCGCAGCCAAUUCAAGAAACGCCUCCACCACCAACCAACAAAGAGGCAGUCAAGUUUGGUAAUACCAGAGGCAGCACAAGAAAAUUGUUUACCAAGGGGACAGAUGCCCCGAGUUUGGAUCAGUGUGAGGAUUCUAACAUUAUUCCAGGAUCUCCGGAAUCCACAUCCAGUUCUCUCUUUAUCGGAGUAGGAACUCCAGUUCUGAAGUUGAAAAGACUGACCAAUAAAGAAAUAAAACAUUUUAGCCCUCACAAAAAGGAUGUUAAUAUCCUACAUGAGGAAAGACGACCCCAAAGCAGUGCAGUUGAAGUGGACUCACAAAGCUCAAAUCAUGAGCAUGAUGACUUCUCAGACGUCUUGCCUUUAGAUGCUAUUCCAUUGUCAUCAUCUCAGGGAUUUGAAACCCAGGAUAAAGAAAAAGAAAGGGUUGAUCAAUUAGGUGACAAACUGAUGACUAGCACUGAAAACUUGUUCUCUCAGAAUGAAAAUUUGUCUCAGGAAAAUUCAGUAUAUGACCCCCAACUACAAUCUACCUUUAAGCCUAACUGUGAGGGCAAAGAUGUACUGGGAACAGAAAAUUUGAUAUUAAGUCAACAUUCGGACAAAUCGAGCAUUAGUGAAAAGGAGUCACAAUUAGAAGAGGCAAAACCAGAGGAAUCUGCACCAUUUUAUGAUCCAAAGUUGGAGUCCACUCUUCCCCAAGACACACCAAGGAGAGGUAGGAAGAGAAAACAGGAAGCCCCUAAGAAACUGUCGCCAGAGAGCAGUCGACCAAAGCGAACCCGACAAAGCAAGAUAGACAAUGUAAAAACACCAAGAGGGAAAGUCAGGGAGGUUAAGAAAGGGAGCAGUAAAGGUAAAACCGCAGAGAAGAAACAGAAAGAUGGGGUCAAUCCCGGACAGAAGACGGACCGUGGUGAGGAUUUCUUUCCAGUGGAUUCUCAGCAACAUGGGGAAGAAAACUCGAAAGUGAAGAUGAUUGUGGAAAUAACAAAUCAGACAUCUAUUUCAGACAAUAUGGACACGGAGAAAGACAAUGACGUUACGUGUGAUGAGAGACAGCUAGACUCCGAAGGAUUCUUUUUGGAGAAAACAGAAGAGAAAAUUCCUGAGGCAGCGUCAUGCCAGAAGUUGGAUGAGUCGCAUCAGAAAUUGGAUGAGGUCUGUCAGAAGUCGGAUGAGUCAAGUCAGGAGUCAGAUGAGUCAAGUCAGAAGUUGGAUGAGUCGAGUCAGAAGUCGGAUGAGUCAAGUCAGAAGUCCGAUGAGUCAGGUCAGAAGUCCGAUGAGUCAAGUCAGAAGUCCGAUGAGUCAAGUCAGAAGUUAAGUGAGAAGAAAAAGUCUGAAUGUCUUGGUACUAUAACUGCUGAAGAAAAGGGGGAAAAAACACCCUCCAGUCGGAGUAUUGGAGAUGUUCCACUGAGAAAAAGCACAACAAAGAAGAAGAUUGAAGUGGCAAAGAAACGAUCACAGAAGAAGGGGAAGAGUGAUUCUGAUGAACAAGUCACAUCAGAUUGUUCAGAAGAUGAUUUACCAUUAGCACAAACUAUAAAACAGUCGGCCAAGUCUAAAGGCAAACUGGAGAACAAGAUGGAUGCUAUAAAUCUCAAGCUAGGAAGUGUGACAGAUGCGUGUGAAGAAAAUGAAGCCAAAAUCUUGAAUGAUUCUGAUGAUAAAAUCCCUUUGAAUAAUUUAUGCAGUAGUAAUGAGGAUCUGGAGAAGACAGAUGGUGUGAAGGAGAACAUUGAAGAUGACAUGGAAGAAGAAAAAUUGAUAACUAGUGUGGAUGGCAAUGAUAAAGAGAGUGUUUCAGAGGAAAGGGAUUCUGUCACUGAUGGAAGUGCAAAGAAAAAGUCUAAGAAAAGGAUUUUGCCAGCAAAGAAUUCUCCACUGUCUAAUAGAUUGAGGUCUUCACAAGGAACAUUAAGAAGCGGGAAACCCACACGCAGAUCCUUGUCCCCGAGGCAGAGUCCGAAGUCAAUCUCUGUAAAGAAACCCACACGGAGAUCUCUGUCUCCAAGGCAGAGUCCGAAGUCGCUCUCAUUAAAGAAAACUCUCAAGCGGAAAAGUCUUGAUGCAAGUCUCCUCUCUGUUGUGAUUGAAGACUCUGAGGAACCAGAAGGGAAACAUCUUAAAGACCCUCAACAGGAUGACACAAACGAGGUGUCUGAGGUGGAGUUAUCAGAGAAAACGGGAGGGAAGGAGAGCGAAACAGCUGAAGACAUUGAUAUGUUGAAUGAUCCAAAAAGAGUCAUGUUAGAUGAAACUCCCAAAAAGAUUCCUGAGAUGGGGUCAGAUGGAGGUCAAUUUGGAAUCUUUGAAAGACACACAGACAGUAAACUCGUUAUUGUGCCCAGAAAGUUUGAAAAGAGAGGUAUUGCUCGUCGAAGCAUUCUAAAACCAUCAAGUCCACGUUCGAAUUUAAAAAAUUCUCCUCUGAAAACGGCAACUACCUUCCAUCCUAUCAAACUGGGACAAAUAUAUGCACCCUCUGCUUCACCAAGUGCUAGUAUCCUGAAGCGAAGAAGGCUGAGUGGGGAAAUAGCCACCAACUCUCCCUCUCCUCCUGGCAAGAAGAAGCAGAGACGAGUGUCGUUUGCUAACACUGUGACUUUUUCACCUCUGUCAUCAGCAUCCUCGUCUCCAGUGACCAAGACAGACUUCAACAGUAAAAGCUGUUUAUUUACAGAAUCGUCACCAGCUAUUGUGACAAGCAGUGAAAUGAGUCAGACUGGGACCCAGGAGUCUCCUAUGCUUUCCACACAGGGCAGCUAUGUCAGCAUUACAGAAUCCCAGAUCACCAGUGACCCAGUCUACCCCGAGUUAGUGGACUGUUCUCAGACCGUGGAGAAAGUCCUGCCUCAGCUGACCACCUCCAUGUGGUCACGAGGUCUUGGACAGUUGGUGAAGGCUAGAAACAUCCACACCAUUGGCGACUUGUCUCGACUGUCAGAACAAGAAAUUGACAACCUGCCUAUCAAAUCUCCAAAAGUCUCCACAGUCAGGAAAGUCCUUAAAACAUUUAAAAACCAGCAGGGAAAUAGGAAAGUCCAAACCAGCACGACGGACAUGAAAGAUAGAUGUGAGGACAGUCCUCCUAUCACCGAAAGCAACACCACCACUGGAGAUGGGAUAGAAGUGCUGCCAUCUAUGGAGGAAGAGCUACAUGAAUGUGGAUUAUCUCCCAUUAAGAAAAAUGAGAAUGAAGAUAUGAACAGAAGUAUAGCUGAAGAAAUGAACAGCUCACAAGAUCUCUUGGACAAAGUGAAUAUGUUGGUGUCUGGUGAACACGAGAAUUCGCAUGGCUUCAUUCCGAGCUGCACAGAUCCGGAAUUUGUUGUGGAGUCCAUAUCUGGAAAAUCAAAGUCCUCCAUAACGGAGAAUCUAGAUCAAAUUAUGACCUUGUUAUCUUUGGAGUCGCUAAAGACUCUGAGAACCGACGAAUUGUUUGAUGCUCAUCAAAAACUUUUGAGUCUGGCAAACACUGUGGCAACUGCCAUGAAAACACGAUGCUGUUCUCCGGACAAAAGUUGAUAAAUGUACUUUCUGAUUAAAAGUAUAUACCUGUACUUUCUGAUAUAAAGUAUAUACCUGUACAUGUAUUUACACAAGGCUGUUCAGGACCCACAUUUUAACAUAUUUAUAAAGUGUUACACUUCAGAUAACUUUCAUGUAAUGAAUCCAUGUAAAGAAAAAAAAAAAAAAAAGAAAGAAAAUUAUGCAAAAAGGAUAGAAAACAGAUGGUGCAUGAGCGUUAACUGAAAUUAUGUAGAUUCACUGCCAUUGCAAUGUGUACUGAAGAAUGGAAGUGUGGAGAUACAAAUUGUAUGCCUAGUGUACCCUGAUGAACAUUUUUGUUCUUGGUAGAAAGGUUUAUUUGUCUGAACUAUCACAAUGUUCUGAACAGUUUUAAAAGUGCAUUGUAUCAUACAUGUAUUUUAGUUUGUAAUUUCAGUUUAUGCAGGAAAAGUUUUGUAUGUAAUUUGUAUGGGGUAUUUAAAAUACAUGUAGAUAGAUAUUUACAUAAUCUUUUAGAAUGGAAAUAUUCUUCUACAAUAGCUAUUUAAUGAAUUUUUUAAAAGCUUUAUUGUAAUGACAAUGUAUUCUGUUGAAAAUGAGUAAAAUGAUGUACCGAG